GAGAGGGCGUGUUUUACUUUUCUCCAGUCAGACAGUUGAGACCGGUGUAAUAUUCAGCAUAAAAGUGCACUGGGGAGAAGUCCUGUUCACUGAGUCCACUCCAGUGCUUCAGGGCAGCAGUCAUGGUGUUCACUAUUGUGUACGGCUGAGGGAAAAGAAAAAAACAGGGGGGAGGCGGCGGCGGUGGUGGUAGGGCUGGAGAAAAGAAAACCUGUCCCUUUGUGUGGGAAGGAGCCCGUAGGAAAGUGAUUUUGUCAUUAUUUGUCAGCAAAGCAAUGCUCUUCCCCCUGACCCACAUGUAUGCCUCGGUCGCCGCUCCGCACGCCUCAGCCGCCUCAUGCCAGAGUCCCAUAUGAGUGCUCUUCAAAGACCCGGCAAACAGCAACACACGGGCUUCUCCUGAUGAUGAGAUCCGACGUCAGACUGGUUUCCAUGAAUAUUGAUGUGGAGGAUAGUCUGUUUCAUAGAAGAACAGAAGGAGGCAAGAUGGCUGCCCUUUAGGAUUUGUUAAAGAGGACAUCCAGACGGUUUGUUGGAAUUUUCUACAAAGUGGAGGGACGCAAAAAGAGAACAGUCAGAGGGCAGCCCUUUGCAUGGACUCUGAGCAGGCCAGAUGGAAACAGAAAACACCGGGCAUGAGGCAGAAGAAGGUCUGAUUGCAGCACAAUUUGGCACAUCUCAAAAAAUCCCACAUAAACUCCAGAAUGGGAGCCAGUCUUCAGAGGAAAAUUCUCUGGGGAUCACAAGGAAUAAUAACUGGAACCAUUUCAAGACCGUCACAAGUGCAAACUCAAUGAAGAGGCACAGGGACAGCUGUGAAAGCCCUUCGUUAGUGCACGGACUAUAUGAUCAAGGAUCCUACGUAAUGAAUGGAGAGUUCAUGAAUGGAGAGAUGAAUCGUGGACUCACUGACCAGUCCUUACUGAUGCACCAGCCCAAGAAACUUAAAGUCGAUUUGGAGAUUAAAGAAAAUGACAACCUGUGCUCCAGUAUGGUGGAAAACUUUCCUGAGCUGACUAAGGCAACUAAUUUUGAAUGCAGUGGUCCUCAGACAAACAUUAGUUUAGAUAAGAGAAAUUCCAAGUUCGCCAACGGAGACAUCUUCUGUCUGUCAAGGAAUAAACCAGUUUCUAUUUCAAAUGGUGCUCCUUCACCCUCCUCAAACAUAGAAAGCACUCCAGGUGAUCUUUUAGAGAAAACCUUGUCUCGGUACUACCCUGAGCAAGUGUCUAUUGCAUCACAAACAUCUGGGCUACAGCCAGAUGUUGUCAAUGGUUCACUGGCAAAUGAGGUGCCCAGUGAAGGUGCUCAACCCCUUUCUUUAACCUCAGGAUUGCCCACCUCGAUUCCAACGCCGGCAGCAGAUCAACAUCAACCCGCAGCAUCCUGCAACACUGAAGGAAGCAACAAUUAUAGCUCUGUCAGCUACGUAGCAAAUGGAUACUCCAACAAUUACAUAGCAGAGCACCAGCAGGAACCGCACCAGCAGGAACCGCAUCAGCUGCAGCCACAACCGUACUCUGGUCACGGACAGCUGCCUGCUAUGAUCCUACCAUCAAAGACUGCCAAUAACUCCCAACAGCAUCAAAAUGACCCAGGGUCCUAUACUGAAGAGUCAAACUCUCGUGGUACACAUGCAAAGCCCAAAAAGGAGUAUAAUCAAAACUCUUUCCUGGAGCAAAACACUCCUCUUAACAUAACAGAGGCAGAUGAAUUUGGGUCAUUUCCUCUAUCUGAGCUACAGGGCAUAGGAAAAAGUGAGGAAUCCGACUCUGGUCAAAGUCAGUGCCAUGAUAUGAACAUCCAUUACGGAAAUCAGUCUCUCUUUCAGCAAAAUGUUGGGAACUCAUGCAUACCUGGCAAUAUGAGAGAGCUGGAACACAGUCUUCAGCAGUCACAUCAUGAAAGUUUGGAAAAAGAGAUGGUUAAUAAACUUCAACAGGAAGUCAAUUUACAGUGCCCAACUACUCACCGGAGAGACUGGAUGGAGCUAAACAGUUCUCACUCCCAACCAGCAAGUGUCUCAUCAUUCCAGACCCAAGAACAGGACAUAUGGAAGGGCUUCCCUGCUCAGUCUCACACAGAGCAGCAGACAGUAAACACCGAGGCUCACAACCAGAUGUUAGAGCCAAACCCGGCACAGAGAUUCCAAAUACAGGGGAUUUUCACAGAUAGCAGCCAGAGGUCUAACAGCUUCCAGCAGCAGCAUGAGGACUGCCUUCCCCCAACCCAAAUGCACUGUGCUUCAGCUCAGCACAACACUGCCAUUGAGUGGCAGCAGCCAAAUUCUAAAGAAAGUCAAAUACAGCAGCAUUUAGCCCAGAAAAUGCCUGAGCAGCAGGCAGAUAGCGAAUACUGCUCCAACAUACAAUCAAAGCACUUACUGGAAGGCAAUGCUGACACGCACAAUUUACUGUCAUCUAAAUUUCAAAAACAACAACAGCAGCGCUGUCUUCAAAGACCCCUAUCCCACCCACCGCAGUUUGAACAUCAGCAGCUCAACUCUCCUGAUUAUAGACCUCAUAGCCAGCCUCAGCAAGGUCUGCAGGACCUUCAGCUCAACCAACCUAACGGCAACACUGCAGCUCAAUCCAACAACCAACACAUCCAGCAGAACGAACAUGCAACAUUCAGUUAUAGCAACGCCGUAGAGAUGCAGCAGCCACUAGACCAUCAAAAGAUGUUUCAAACAAGCUCAGGUAGUAGUAACCUCAAGCAGUUUCCACCACAGCGGCCUAACAACCACUGCCACCAGCCCAACCUCGUGGACUUUCCUCAGACCUCUACACAUUCACACUCUCACUUACCACAAGGUGCGUUAAACCAUAUAUCAACAAACAUGUAUCCUAAACUUGAACAGCAGCAGAAGACAUCUUGUUCUCAGUUCCAAAGGGGACCUCAACUACCUCUGGGACCUGGAAGUGCCCAUGGAGACCCUCAGAGGCAUGCAGCCUUACGAAUGCACCUUUUACAAAAGCAGAAGCGCCAGGGGCCUCCUCAUUCUUCUUACGGCACUAGUGACCACAGGCAUAACCCCAUACCCAUAAAACUAGAAAAUGGACCCAGAUUCGAGCUGCCUGGUUCCCAGCAUUUGGAGCAGCAGUUACAGGGACGAGAUACAGACAUGGGUUUGCCGCAAGUCAAACAGGAAAGCCAACACUCACUGUGUGAACAAAGCAAGCAGCACUGCAGUAUCCUGGCCUCUAUGGAACAAAGUCUGAGGCAGUACCAGCUUUCCCCCGUCUUUGAGAAGAAAUCACUUCUCAUGAAUUCCUCCAGUAAAGUUAAAGUAGAAUCUUCUGGAGCCGUCACAAUCCUGUCAAGUAGCACUGACCUAAAUGUAGCGGAAUUAUCAACAGGUGCCUCAGCUUCUGUAUCUCUAAAAAGAUCCGAUUCCACCCCCAAAAAAGAACACCUUCUGCAGAGCUUUAUGGACUCUCCUGUAAAGCUUCUAGAUACCCCUAUAAGGAAUCUACUGGAUACCUCAAUGAAAACACAAUAUGACAUUGCAUCCUGCCACUGUGUUGAACAAAUCAGCGAAAAAGAUGAAGGCCCAUACUACACUCACUUGGGUGCAGCACCUAGUGUUGCUGGUAUACGUGAAGUGAUGGAAAAAAGAUCUGGUCUAACUGGUUCAGCCAUCAGGAUUGAAAAAGUAAUAUACACUGGCAAAGAAGGAAAAAGUACACAGGGUUGCCCUAUUGCCAAAUGGGUGAUUCGCAGAUCCAGUGUGGAGGAAAAACUCCUGGUGCUAGUGCGAGAGCGUAAUGGUCACACAUGCGACACAACCUGCAUCAUUGUGGUAAUGUUGUUCUGGAACGGCAUCCCAUCCAGCCUGGCUGACCGCCUCUACCUCGAGCUAAGUGAAACUCUAACAAAGCAUGGAGCCCACACCCAGAGACGCUGCGCUCUCAACGAGGAGAGGACCUGUGCAUGCCAGGGGUUAGAUCGUGAAGGCUGUGGAGCCUCUUUCUCAUUUGGCUGCUCCUGGAGCAUGUACUACAAUGGCUGCAAGUUUGCAAGGAGCAAAAUGCCAAGAAAAUUCAAGCUACUUGGGGAUGAUGUCAAAGAGGAAGAGAAACUGGAACAAACCUACAAAAUCUGGCAACAAUUUUGGGCUCCCUUGUACAAAACUUUGGCACCUGACGCUUAUGGAAACCAGGUGGAACACGAACACAGAGCCCUAGAUUGUCGCCUUGGACUUAAGGACGGCCGUCCAUUCUCUGGGGUCACUGCUUGCCUGGACUUCUGUGCCCAUGCUCAUAGAGACCUCCACAACAUGCAGGGUGGCAGCACUGUGGUGUGUACAUUAACCAGAGAGGAUAACCGCGAGAUUGGAAAGAUCCCAGAAGAUGAGCAACUUCAUGUUCUUCCUCUCUAUAAACCUACCAACACGGAUGAAUUUGGAAGUGAGGAAGGCCAACAGGAGAAAAUCAAGUCGGGUGCAAUCCAAGUCCUCAGUGCCUUUCGCCGCCAAGUGCGCAUGCUUGCUGAGCCAGCCAAGUCUUGCCGGCAAAAGAAGCUAGGUGCUAAAAAGGCAGCUGCCAGCAAGUAUGCCACGCUGGACAACCCUAAUGAUAAGGCAGAGAAGGCCCUUCAGGUUAAGUCAAAAAUGGGCACUUAUGAGAAUACAGCUGAGAUCACUCCUGGGACAGGACCUAUUCCAGGAACCCUACAAUCAGGUCAACCAACAAACCCGCUUGGGACACAUUCUCAGCAAUUACAGCACCACAGCAUUGUUUCCCCUUAUCCUUGCCCCACAAAUCCUGCCAGAUACCCUAGAUUUGCCAAGCUUUCUGGGUCUUUUUCAAGCACUUCCAAUCCAAGUAGCAUGUACGCAUCUCAGCAACCGACUCCAGCCACCCCUUACCCCUCCCCUCUCCAUAUGCCAAACCCUUACAUUAAUGGAUCACCUCAGCCAUAUCCAGGUUAUCAGUGUAACGGUGGAAUGCCCCUUGAUAAUUACUAUCCUUACUAUGCUUCAAACCCAAAGCACCUGGACAUGCAUCAGCAACAGCAGUCAGUGCUUUUCCCAGACCAGCAGUACAAUGUACAUCAACGCUAUGAGGUCAACUAUCCACCAAGGUAUGGGGAGCCAGGUUUACAGGUCAAUGGUUAUAAUGCUUGUGGCAUGAGACCAAUUCACCCUGUGAGACCUUACUCCCCUUAUGGUCCUAAUGGAGCCUCAGAUCCCCAGUUUUUGGGGGCACCACCUGUUCAACCAAAUCUUGACUAUACAGUUGCUGUAAGCAAUGGCAAACAGUUUGGAGGAUACCCGCAUCCUUACCUCUCUCAGACUUCUCAAACGCUAAACCCAGGCCAGGAUCCUUUCCAUAUGCAAGUCACAACAGAGACAGGUAGGCCACUUUCAUCAUCAUUAAGUUUUGGGUGUUUGAACCCUGAAACACACUCAGGGUUGGGCUUAACAAGUGACACCCUUACAGGCUCCAAUAUAAAGCAGGAACCUGGAACACCACAGACUCCUACAACACCCCAAAAACCUGAGAUGUGGUCAGAUAAUGAACACAACUUCUUGGACCCCGAAAUAGGUGGUGUGGCAGUGGCGCCAAGCCAUGGCUCUGUCAUCAUAGAGUGUGCAAAACGUGAACUCCAUGCCACAACUCCCCUAAAGAUCCCAGAUCGCACUCACCCAACACGUAUCUCCUUGGUUUUCUACCAGCACAAGAACUUGAAUGAGGCCAAACAUGGUCUGGCACUGUGGGAAGCCAAGAUGGCAGAGAAGGCUCGAGAGAAGGAGGAAGAAGCAGAGAAGAAUGGUGGCGAGGGUACACCUAGCAAGGGCAACAAGAAGGGGGGGAAGCGUGAGCAUUCUGACUCAUCAGAACCGAGCGGCGAGCCUCCGUAUAAGCGAUUCAUCCAGGCACUCAUGGAGGGCUCCCUGUCCAGCACAACCAACACAUACAUCAGUACAUCCACGUACGCUUUUACAAAGGUCACAGGGCCUUACAGUAAACUUGCAUAAAAACAUACACAAUGAGAAAAACAAAUUGAAGGUGCUUUAUUUCUUAUAAUCCAUAUGUCAAGCACCAAUGGCCUCAUCAGUAACACUCCCUCCUAACCAC
Molecule: messenger RNA, 6083 nt
Organism: Thalassophryne amazonica
Lineage: Eukaryota; Metazoa; Chordata; Actinopteri; Batrachoidiformes; Batrachoididae
Gene: tet2
Product: tet methylcytosine dioxygenase 2
Biological process (GO): oxidative demethylation; myeloid cell differentiation; positive regulation of transcription by RNA polymerase II
Cellular component (GO): nucleus
Molecular function (GO): DNA 5-methylcytosine dioxygenase activity
Source: RefSeq, a predicted model, not a curated record